GAAGUCUUGAAGAAUUAUGAAAACAUAUAUUACCUAUAUAAGUUAUUUCGCUUUUCUGCUUUAUGUUGGAGCAGAACUAAUCUUUGAUGACUAUGCGGGACCAUACGAGCAGAGGCCUCUGGGAUCGGAGCUGUGUCGAAUAACAGGGAAUAAAUGCGGAGAUGUGACUUUUACUAGACGCAAGCUGCCGGGGAAAGACAAAGAUUGGCAGUUCAACGUCUCCGUGAGGAACUACAUUUAUAUGAAAGAUACAACCACUGUACGGAUAGUAGCAUCAACCAAAGGAGCAAGUGGCCAUUACAACAGUUUAGGAGACAUCACUCGACCAGCGUGUAAGUGGCUUGAAUGGAUCAAGACUUUUGUCAAUGACCUGGCAGAGUAUACAGGCUACAACCCAGAAAAUGCUUGUCUAGCAGCGAUUCCGGGAUUGUAUGAGGUGGUUAACUUCCAUGUAAAAGCGCAAUCUCAUUUCAGAAUAGCCCGGAUACCAAUAGCUCCAUAUGGUAUUUAUAAAUUUGAGUUUCGUAUGUCAGAGAAAAAUAAUCCAAACUGUUAUUGUAUGCGAGUCUUCAUGGAGGUAUUUCCUGAUGCCAAAACUAUUCUUAGGAAGCAGAGAAUGAAUCGCACGAAAUUUCAGAUACACUGAUCUUGAACCUGAAUGUACCUGCGCUGCGCCACAAACGCGCGUUCCGCGAACAAGGAGUCGUUAAGUAUGAUGAUCGAGAUCAGAGCAAAAGCUUGUCACGUGUUCGUUGCGCGCGAACGGAAUC
Molecule: messenger RNA, 770 nt
Organism: Nilaparvata lugens (brown planthopper)
Lineage: Eukaryota; Metazoa; Arthropoda; Insecta; Hemiptera; Delphacidae
Exons: 4
Coding region: 17-646 (209 amino acids)
Source: RefSeq, a predicted model, not a curated record